GUGUCGUUCACAAGCCAAGAUUGACUGAAAUGCCGAUAAGUACAGUGUCGCCAAAUUGAAAGUGAAAAAGAGACUAGCAGAAUCAAAUGGCGAAUCUAGACGAGGUGAAGAUGGUGUGGAGACUAGCAGACGCUGUAAGCUUCGAUGUUGACUCAACAGUUAUAGUAGAAGAAGGAAUCGAUGAAUUAGCCAAGUUCUGUGGUAAAGGCGAUCAGGUCGCUAGUUUGACGAAACAAGCAAUGCAGGGAAACAUGACAUUUCAACAGUCAUUAACCAUCAGGCUUAAUAUCAUUCAGCCGAGUUUCAAACAAAUUAAAGAAUUUAUACAUAGCCAUCCACCUAAAUUGACACCUGGAAUCAAGUCAUUAAUCCAAGCUUUGCAAAUCCAAAAAAAGCAGGUGUAUCUUGUUUCUGGUGGCUUUUACUGUCUUAUUGCACCAGUUGCUGUAAAACUUAAUAUACCUUUAGAAAAUAUCCGUGCCAACAAAUUGAAAUUUUAUUUUACAGGAGAAUAUGCUGGCUUUGAUGAAAAUGAACCAACUUCUCACAGUGGAGGUAAGGCUGAAGCGAUUAAGAGAUUAAAAGAAGAAAAAGGAUUUAAAACUGUUGUUCAUAUUGGGGAUGGUGCAACAGAUCUUGAAGCUUGUCCUCCAGCAAAUGCUUUCAUUGGAUAUGGUGGUAAUAUUAUUCGAGAAAGUGUAAAAGCACAUGCACCUUGGUUUAUUAUGGAUUUCAAGGAUCUUCAAGCAGCUUUAUAGUCAUUUUAAUAUAAUUUCAACAUAAAAGUCUAAUCAUUUAGGAGAAAAUGAAUGCAUAUGCAAAUUAUUUAAAAGAAUACUUUAAACAAGGACCAUAUUCUGAAAUAGAAUGACUUACAUAAUAUGUGUAGAUGUGUAAAUAUUACUGACAGUAUUUUUUAUAUAGUGGCAUUGUUACAGAAUAUGCACAAGAGCAUUAUUCAUUGUGGUAAUAUUAAACUGUUGACGAAUUAAAGAUUUAAUGAUUGUUAGUAAAAAAUCGUAUAA
Ceratosolen solmsi marchali is the source of this 1025-nucleotide messenger RNA. RefSeq names its product phosphoserine phosphatase (gene aay). Gene Ontology annotation, molecular function: magnesium ion binding; L-phosphoserine phosphatase activity. Gene Ontology annotation, cellular component: cytoplasm. Bases 87 to 758 code for a protein of 223 amino acids. Gene Ontology annotation, biological process: dephosphorylation; L-serine biosynthetic process. The record is from RefSeq and is a predicted model, not a curated record. The transcript has 6 exons. Lineage: Eukaryota; Metazoa; Arthropoda; Insecta; Hymenoptera; Agaonidae.